Pelagomonas calceolata is the source of this 1547-nucleotide messenger RNA. NCBI's taxonomy places the organism in Eukaryota, Pelagophyceae, Pelagomonadales, Pelagomonadaceae. The record is from the annotation of a GenBank genome assembly.
GCUCCAGUCCUGGGAAGUGAUGGCUGCCAUCCUGGGAAGCGCUUCCCAGGAUCGAACUGAGGAAUGUUGAAAUGACCGAUGCCAUCGCCCGCAAGCAUGCGCACGACGUGGCCGAGCUCAUCUCAUGCUAUGCCGCCCCUUUGGUGCGGAGGGCAGCCCAGCAGGCGCCGCACGGCCGCGGCCGCCGGAGCCGCUUGCGACGGGCAAUUGACGCGUGCCGCUUCUUCGACGAUACGAGGGCGUCGCGGUUAGAUGAUCCGCGCGCCGAAGUGUGUUUGCGAGACGCGCGCGAGGCCCUCGAGGCCUUGUGUGAGGCGCUGCGCACGACCGAGCCGUGGGACGCGCUCGGCCGCCGCGUCCUGCGCGCGGCGGCGCAGGACCUGGACGUCCUCGAAGACAAAGCGUGGCGCACGAUUGCAGUAAAUGCUCUUACGACAGUCGUGAACGAAGUCGCGCCGCUGCCUCCAGUGCCAGUGGAAGACGACCUCGACGAGCUCGUGGUCGAGGAGGUGCCGGUCGAGCCGCCGCCGCCGCCGAAACUCGAACCGGCGAAACCUUCACCAAAACCUCCGAAGCCGGAGCCCGUCGCGUCCUACAACUGGGAGGACUCAUCAAAACACGUGACGCUGGCCGCAGACCUGACAAAGGACGCCAAUCUUACGAGCGCCGAGUUCACGUCUACGUCCUUCCGCGUCGUCGCCAAGUCUUGUGAAGGAGCGCGCGAGCUUUGUAUGACAAGCCUCUGGGCGGCGAUCAAUUCAUCAGAGAGCCGCGCGUCCGUCAACGGGGGCAAGCUCGUCGUCACACUGCGCAAGAAAGAAGAAGGCGCCUGGCCGCGGCUCACCAAGGGGGCCACAACGCCGGAACCUUCAGCAGACGAGGACCCGCUCAUGCGCCGCGCGGUCGAGGCCGACGCGCGAACUCUGCGAAAGCGCCGGGCGAUGAAUGAAGUGUUAGGUACGGAGGCCUGCGCCGCCGCCGAGGCCAUUUACAAGAUGCUGCGGGCGCGGGCGCCCUUUGCAAAGAUCGCGAGCGCUCUCAGCAAAGCGCCCGACAACGUCUGCGAGUGCCGCCUCCAGAGCCACGGUACUUUACUGCAUACGGCCUGCGACGAGCGCCGGAGCGACGUCGUCAAAGUGCUUUUGGGGACUUCGGACGUCGACGCGCGGAACGCGCGCCUCUUCACGCCGCUCCACCUCUGCGCGGGCGCGCUCGCGUCGCUGCCAAGGCCAUCCCCCAAGGAUGCGGAAACUGCGGCUUUAUGUGUCAACCUACUCAUAAAACACGGCGCUAACCCAAACCUCCUGGACGACGCCGGCCGCGCGCCACUCCACCUCGCGUGCCUCCAGACGGGCACUCUGAAAAUAGUGGAGGCGUUGAUCGAGGGUGGCGCGGACCCGACGCAACAAACGACGGACGGCUGGCUCGCCGUCGACGCGGCCCACACGGUCGGCGCGCUCACGGACGAGCUUAGAAGGCUCCUUACGAAAGCCGUCACCCUGAAGGCUCCCGAGGGCCAUGCUUUCGUGGAUGAUGUAGAUGACUAA